Molecule: messenger RNA, 1099 nt
Organism: Populus trichocarpa (black cottonwood)
Lineage: Eukaryota; Viridiplantae; Streptophyta; Magnoliopsida; Malpighiales; Salicaceae
Product: methylesterase 17
Exons: 4
Coding region: 193-825 (210 amino acids)
Biological process (GO): salicylic acid metabolic process; jasmonic acid metabolic process
Molecular function (GO): methyl salicylate esterase activity; methyl indole-3-acetate esterase activity; methyl jasmonate esterase activity
Source: RefSeq, a predicted model, not a curated record
GAACCUCUCUCCAGGACAAAUCACUAACCUUAUCACAUAUUAAUCAAUAGUGUUCUUACAAGACAUCACAAAGAAAAAGGGAUGUUGAAAAGAUUGAAGGUGAAGGAAGUCCAAGAAUAUCCAAGCGGUCCUAGAGAGUAGCUAGCUAGGUGGGUGCAUUUCUAGUGAGGGGAGGUGGGAGGUGGGGCUAAAAUGGACGAGCAGGCAGGACUUCCAAACCUGCACUUUGUUCUAGUUCAUGGAGUAUGCCACGGAGCCUGGUGCUGGUACAAGAUCAGGUGUCUCAUGGAAAAAUCUGGCCAUAAGGUUACUUGUCUCGACCUUAAAAGUGCUGGUAUUGAUCAGUCCAAUCCCAACACAAUCCUCACUUUUGAUGAAUACAAUGCACCCCCCCUUACCCGCUUCUUGUCGAAUUUGCCUGACAAUGAAAAGGUUAUAUUGGUAGGACAUGGUGCAGGAGGUUUGAGCUUGACAGAUGCUAUACACAGAUUUGCUAGGAAAAUUCGUAUGGCUAUAUAUGUUGCAGCCAACAUGUUGAAGCAUGGCUCGGAUCAAGAUAUCAAAGAUCACCUAAAGGGCCUAAUCUCUGCCUCCAUACCUGUGCCGUAUAUGGAGCAGGGUGAUCCUGAUGUAUCUGAAUAUGGAGAGGUAGCUGAUUUAGAAUAUGGGAUGGGGCUUGAUCAGCCUCCAACAAGCAUCAUAAUAAAGGAGGAGUUCCAGAAACGACUUCUCUAUCAUAUGAGCCCCAAAGAGUCAGGACACCAUAUUAGCAUCAAUGCUACUGCGACCAGGACCUGUCAGGGCACUCAAAGGAGCUCGAUUUGAAGGAGGAAAGGAUGCUGAUUCUGUUCCACGAAUAUAUAUCAAGACAUUGCACGAUCAGAUGCUAAAACCGAUGAAACAAGAGCAAAUGAUAAAGAGAUGGCAACCUUGUCAAGUUCUUGUAUUGGAAAGUGAUCAUAGCCCAUUUUUCUCUACCCCUUCUUUGCUUCUCGAUCUAAUAUCUAAAGGAGCAGCAGCUUCCUUCUAAUAUUGUAACUGGAAAUUAUGUUUCUUAUACUUGGAGUUAUUGUUUAAUUUCCUUUUUCUUUUACUUCAA